GCCCGACAAGUCAUGGCGCAGCUGAGGGUUGAAUGAAUUCGGUGCAGACAGUUGUGCUAAUUAUGUAAUCUUCUGUCAUACAUAUACAGGCUAAUGUAAACCAUUCUGUAUAAACGCUAGUGUGACGUAUUAGCCCAUUCACAGGUCAUUGGGAAAACAAGUACUCUUAGUCAUUGUAGCCCAGGUUCUCCCCCAAAAUAUGGCGCAUGCGAGCUCAUUAAGACGCACAAAAAAAUUACUGACUAUAACUGUAGAAUCGAACGGGAUGGAAUUCAGAAACAGAAGAUAAGGAACACAAUUUGCCCCAUCAUUGCGGCGUUACCACAAAUUCGAAAUGGACUGCGCGUUUAAAGCUGGGUGAAAUAAUGUUCUAGCUGCAUUGGAAUGAUGUCCCUCUUGUCUAGUUCCCUGUUUUUUGCCAACUGAUAUAGGUACGCCGUUUACAGGUUAUAACCCGUCUUUAAUCCAGGUGUGAAAAGGAAAGUAAAAUGUAAUUAGCCUACUUCAUGUUUAACAAAAGCCUGACCAGUAAAGGCCUCUGCAAGCAUGCAACGUAGAAGUUAAACUCGACUAUGAAGACUUCAUUCUUCACAGCAGGGCGACUUACGUCAUCAAUUUGGGCGCCAGCAGUGUCCGUGUAGGGCUGCCCGUUCCACUCCGAUUCCACUCUACCGCCUGCUCGGUCAGCGCAGGGAGCAGACAGACAUGAGCGCGCGGAGAUAAACACUGUUUGGAUUACUGGAUAUAUGAAUGUAAUCGCUGCACUAGGAUGUCAUUUUUUAAAGUUCAGCAGGUCUAGAAGGGUUAACAGUCCUGCAGCCGACCGGUCUGCCACCUCCGCCUUUGAAGGGGGCGCCAAUGCCAACCUAAACAGAAAGGAUUACCCAGAAUCCUCCACUUCACACGCGAGGUGACAGCAUCCCACUGCCAUGGGGAACCAGCUGACCGAGAUAGCCCCCAGCACCCAGUUCCUGCAGAACUUCCAGGCCUUGCACGUGGUGUUGAUCGGCCUGGAUGCGGCUGGAAAAACCUCACUGCUUUAUAGACUGAAACUCAAUGAGUUUGUCGAGACCAUCCCGACAAAGGGCUUUAACACAGAGAAGAUCAAGGUAGCGGUGGGUGGCUCCAGGGCCAUGGCCUUCCAGGUGUGGGACGUAGGGGGUCAGGAAAAGCUGCGGCCCCUGUGGAAGUCGUUCACACGGAGGACGGACGGCCUGGUGUUUGUGGUGGACUCUUCCGAGCCGGAGCGCAUGGAGGAGGCCAAGGUGGAGCUGCACAGGAUCACCCGUACACCGGAGAACCAGGGGGUGCCUGUCCUGGUGCUGGCCAACAAGCAGGACCUGGCCUCGGCUCUGUCCUUGAGCGAGGUGGAAAAGGUCCUGGCUGUCCAUGAACUGAGCACCUCCACCCAGCACCACAUACAGAGCUGUAGUGCUUUGGAUGGAGAGGGCCUGCAACCGGGCCUGGAGAAACUCUACCACAUGAUCCUGAAGAGGAAGAAGAUGUUGAAGCAGAACAAAAAUAAAAAACGAUGAGCUUGGUCCUGGGUGACGGGGGCAUUUAUCCACAGACUAUGGGACCCUGAGCGGAGGUCCCGUCGCUUUGAAAUAAAAGGAAGGGCUUUUUGCCCAAAAAAGUACUAAUUCCUGGUGGCUCAGGGUUGAGGAGAAAUGGAUUUAGCCUUUGUGUGACAUGCAGUAUUGAUACACUGUGUCUUUCAUUACCUUGUAUUAGCCACUCCAAAGCCCUUUGUAUGCAAGCAAUAUGUGAUAGCCACAAUAGGCAGUACCUGCCUAUGAAAUAUUGUAUCCCAUAUGGACACUUGUUUUAUCCCACCACAUAGUAGAAAUGUGAUACAGAACUGUGGCCUCAGAGCUCCUGUAGGAUUUCAACAAAACACAUUUAGUAUGAUGUGAAAGUGAACCUAUUGAUAUAAAACUAUCAAACAUGGCUAUUAGCUACAGUGUCAUUUAUUUGGGUAGCUUUUGAAAAACUUAUUCCUAGUGCAUUCCCUUUAUGCCACUGAGGUCAGGUUUCCAUUGGAUUCACAGAAAUUAUAAAUGUUUUAUAUCACUGAAGAAUAAAUAAAUCAACACAC
Molecule: messenger RNA, 2098 nt
Organism: Esox lucius (northern pike)
Lineage: Eukaryota; Metazoa; Chordata; Actinopteri; Esociformes; Esocidae
Gene: arl4d
Product: ADP-ribosylation factor-like 4D
Exons: 2
Coding region: 930-1535 (201 amino acids)
Biological process (GO): intracellular protein transport; vesicle-mediated transport
Cellular component (GO): cytoplasm
Molecular function (GO): GTP binding; GTPase activity
Source: RefSeq, a predicted model, not a curated record